AUGCCGGAGAAUAUCAUGGUCAAGUCUGGAAAGAAGCGCGACUCUCGCUCAAUGCAGUCGCGCGCAGAAGACGAUGGCCAGCUGGUACGACUGACUAAGGCUGUAGUGGAGGAAUGCUGCGAUCUGGGGCGGGACCUCGAGGAGACGUCGCCGUUGGGUACCUAUCGCAUUAAUCUUGGUGCAUUAUUCAGACAUGUUCAACGGACCACAACCGGCCAGCGUCUAUGGCUCGGGCGUCUGCCGACUGGAUAUAACGGCCCACAAUUGGGUAAAGAUUUGCGCAGUCAAUUCAUGGGUAUCGGUCCGUCGCACAUAAAACCCGGGCAUCUGAUAUACAUAUUGGCCGGAGGCACUCACCCAGUAGCCCUAAAACCUCACCAGUCGAGCGGGCCACCGGACCCACAAACAUUCGGCUUUCUUGGGGAAGUCUAUGUCGCAAAUGAUGUCGCCACCAUGAAACGCGAUCCGGAGGAAAACUUCAACUCAAGGGCGAUGGGUGGCCUAGUCGCACAGUCGGUCGAGGAUCCUGGGCCGAGUACAAAUUACUACCCGGUCGCUGUAGGUGACCAGGUGUGGCGCUGGAUCGAUAUCGCCUAG
Molecule: messenger RNA, 597 nt
Organism: Cyphellophora attinorum
Lineage: Eukaryota; Fungi; Ascomycota; Eurotiomycetes; Chaetothyriales; Cyphellophoraceae
Exons: 1
Coding region: 1-597 (198 amino acids)
Source: RefSeq, a predicted model, not a curated record